This is a messenger RNA of Doryrhamphus excisus (bluestripe pipefish), 1699 nucleotides long. It is a transcript of the gene zfyve27, whose product is annotated as zinc finger, FYVE domain containing 27. Gene Ontology annotation, molecular function: metal ion binding. NCBI's taxonomy places the organism in Eukaryota, Metazoa, Chordata, Actinopteri, Syngnathiformes, Syngnathidae. The record is from RefSeq and is a predicted model, not a curated record. Gene Ontology annotation, cellular component: growth cone membrane; endoplasmic reticulum tubular network. Gene Ontology annotation, biological process: vesicle-mediated transport; endoplasmic reticulum tubular network formation; neuron projection development.
CCAGAACAGGAAGUGGAUACGACAGAGCUAGCUCAGCUAUCCGGAAGAAGUAGCCGCCCGAAGGCAAAACUGUCUGCUAACAGCUCGACGUUGUAGUAAAUAGUUUUGUUUGCACAGGUCCUCUAGUCGGGUAGACUGCUAUCAUGUUGCCGGCGAAUUUGGAGGAGUUUUCCUUCAUCCAGGAGGAUGAAGUCGGUGGGACUUUGUAGUCUCGCCACAGCUUCCUGAUGCUCGUUGUCCCCAAGUUAGCUCCUUUUGGACACGUAGCUCGGGGAAUGAUAAUGCACAGUACGGCGGUGUCACAAGACCCUUCCCACGGUGUAGGGGAAAGGGGGGAGAUGGUGCACACAAUAUCCAAGGAGACUCUGGGGUCUCCAGAUGCGUCUGAGCUGGGAAGCCCGAGAUCUACACUGAACUUUGACCUCCUCAACAUGGUCUUGUCGUACAAGAGAAUGGCGCUCUUUUUAGAACCUGUGACAGAUGUAAUGGAGUUGGCUCGCUUCCUGCUCGGGUGGAAGAUGCCUCUGUGUUCGCUGCUCGUCUGUGUAUUCCUCGAUGUCUUCUUCUGCACUAUCAACGAAGUGGGUUGGUUGUCUGUAUGUUUGGUGGCAGUCACGGUGCCUGCUGCUUUGGGCUACCUGCAGGACAGGUGCUGGGGCAGAGCCUCAGAAGCUGAGCUCCAGAGGAGACGCUAUCAUACCGUGCACCGCCGAGACUUGCAGACGGUGCACCUCAGUAAACAGGAGGCCAUGCUGGAAGUCAAAGACCUGUUGAAGCACCUGGAUGACAUGCUUUCUUCAGCCUGUCAAUCAGCAGAAACACUGUACAAAGUUCUGUACUGGGACAAUCACACCACGUCAUCAAGAUUCUAUGGAGGAAUGUUUACAGUGGUGUGUCUUCUCUACCUCGCUCCUGUGGGCUGGGUGCUCGCUGGGUUGAACAGUACCAUCUUCCUCUGGAACAGAGACUUCCACAGAGUUUUGUUGGACCUGAAGAAGUUGUUCCAUUUGGGCCAGGACCGCACCUCAGAGGCAGUGUGUGAAGAACAGGAGCAGAGCAACAUCGUGGACAGAACUCCCACACCAACCAGUCUGGAGGACAUGUCACCUGGCAGUGUCGAGGAAGCUGAAGAGGCUGAGCCUGAUGACGAAUUUAAAGACGCAAUCGAGGAAAGUUCAGUUCCCCUGCAGGAAACCCCUUUGGUGUUGGUGGAGGACGAUGAUGGUCCUCUUGGAGCUCCGGAGUUUGACACAGUCUCUGAAAACGGUCUCCUGAGUCGCAACGAACCGAUACGCAGCAAAGUAUCCAAGCUUACAGAGAAACUGCGCAAGCGCUACCCGGCUACUGGAGCAGGCAACUGCGCAAGCUGCAAUGCUGUCUUCUCAGUGCUGAAGAAAAGGAAGAACUGUAGUAACUGUGGCAACAGCUUUUGUUCGCGAUGCUGUUCUUUCAAGGUGCCCAGGUCUUGCAUGGGAGCCACAGCUCCAGAGGCCCAGCGAGAGACCGUGUUCGUUUGUGCUGCCUGCAAUUCCUCUCUCAUCAAGUUACAAUGACACGUCAGCUGUAUAACGCAGCAGAAUUUCCUCACGGUUUGCUUCUAAAACGCCUCACUAAGUUACUAAACCCUCAACGUUACAUGUCUAGAUACAGGGUGACCCAAAAAGAUGCGUACCCAUGAAAAUUUCAAUUGUGACUUUGA